This is a messenger RNA of Psammomys obesus (fat sand rat), 1922 nucleotides long. Its product is annotated as polyunsaturated fatty acid (12S)/(13S)-lipoxygenase, epidermal-type-like. Gene Ontology annotation, biological process: linoleic acid metabolic process; lipid oxidation. NCBI's taxonomy places the organism in Eukaryota, Metazoa, Chordata, Mammalia, Rodentia, Muridae. Gene Ontology annotation, molecular function: arachidonate 15-lipoxygenase activity; iron ion binding; arachidonate 12(S)-lipoxygenase activity. Gene Ontology annotation, cellular component: plasma membrane; cytosol. The record is from RefSeq and is a predicted model, not a curated record.
CUCGCAGCCCUGACGGUGAGCCACGACGCUCAGAGCCUGUUUAAGAGGUUCCGGGAGCAGGAGCUGGAGGAGCGGAGGAGGCUGUGCCGGUGGGGCUCCUGGAAGGAGGGGCUGAUCCUGCCCAUUGCGGGGAGCACGCGGAAUGACCUCCCCAGGAACCAGAGGUUCAUGGAAGACAAGGAUUUCGAUUUCUCCCUCUCUCUGGCCAGAGUGCUGAAGGACUUCGCCAUUAAGGGGAGCCUAGAUUUUGUAAGUCGCGUGCAAAGCCUGGAGGACUACCAAAAGACCUUCCCACGCGGGAGCACCGUGCUGGCCGGGUGGGUCCGGGACUCCUGGAAGGACGACGCGCUCUUCGGGUACCAGUUCCUCAACGGGGCCAACCCCAUGCUCCUGAGGCGGUCCAAGGGCCUUCCCGCGCGGCCGCUCCUGCCUCAGACCGAAGCCCUGAACAGCGAGCUGGAGAAGGCGCUGGAGGCUGGGUCUCUGUUUGAAGCCGAUUUCUCGCUGCCCAACACCAUCAUUUUUAAGCAGCAGGAUGUGAUGGCCCCUUUGGUCCUGCUGCAGCUGCAGCCCGACAGGAGGCUGUUGCCCAUGGCCAUCCAGCUCCUCGCUCCCUCCUGCUCCAGCUCCAGCCCCUCGACAUGCUCCCCACCUCUGCUCUUCUUGCCCCCGGACCCUCCCAUGGCCUGGCUGCUGGCCAAGAUCUGGGUCCAAAGCUCUGAUUUCCAGCUGCAGGAGUUACAGUCACACCUGCUAAGGGGACAUCUCAUGGCUGAGGUCAUCUCGGCCACGAUGAGGAGCCUGCCCAGCCUGCACCCUUACAACCAGCUCCUUGUCCCGCACUUUUGAUACACUAAGGAGAUCAACACCCUGGCGAGGAACAAUCUUGUCUCUGAAUGGGGGAUUUUUGAUCUGGUGGUGAGUACAGGGAGUGGAGGCCAUGUGAACAUCCUCCAGAGAGCCACAUCCUGCCUGACCUACCGCUCCUUCUGCCCUCCGGAUGACUUGGCUGACCGAGGGCUCUCGGAUGUGAAGUCUUCUCUGUAUGCCCAGGACGCCCUCAGGCUAUGGGGCAUCAUCAGCUGGUAUGUGGAGAGGAUGGUUGAGCUUUUCUACAAGAGUGACAUGAACGUGAAGGACGAGCUGCAGGCCUGGUGCAGAGAGGUCACUGAGGUCGGGCUGCUUGGGGCACAGGCGGGGGGGUUCCCCGGGUCCUUGGAGACCCGGGCUCAGCUGGGCCACUUUGUUGCCAUGUGCGUCUUCACCUGCACUGGCCAGCAUUCCUCUACCCACCUGGGUCAGCUGGACUGGUACUCCUGGGUUCCCAACGGCCCCUGCACCAUGCACAAGCCCCCGCCCACCUCCAAGGACAUGAUGGAGAAGGACAUCAUAGACUCGCUGCCUUCCCUCCAGCAGGCUCAGAUGCAGACGACCUUCAUCAAGUUCCUGGGCAGGCGCCAGCCCGUCAUGGUGGCCCUAGGGCAGCACGAGGAGGAGUAUUUCUCAGGGCUCAAGCCCCGGACCGUGCUGGAGCAGUUCCGGGAGGAGCUGGCUGCCAUGGACGAGGAGAUGGAGGUCCAGAAUGCUGACCUGGACCUGCCCUCUGAGUACCUCCGACCCAGCAUGGUGGAAAACAGCGUGACCAUCUGAGAGGAGGAGGAGGCCGCUGUCUGUAUCUUCAUAGUCGUGUCCUCCCCCACCCUCUGGGAGCAGGCAGCUCCCCGCCGCAAUUCUGGAGCGCACACAGCGACCACCCAUAUGUAUCUCAUAAUCUGGAACCUUCCGUAGCCGCCUAACUCUGUCAACCUCGCUGCCAGCUUCUUUAGCCCUGAACCCCGACACCCACCUCUCUUCCCCAAAGGAUGUGGUUUAUACAUUAAAAACAAAUCUGAUUAAACAAUAAAGUUGCUUAUGUAGAGUGA